AUGGCUGCAAUUGCAUCAAUUGGUGGAGCUUUAGGUGGAUGUAUGGGAUGUAUGUAUUUUGUUGAAUCUUUAGCUAAAGAAGUACCAAGUUCAAUGAAUUUAUAUACAUUCUCAAGUUUUUUAUUUGUAUUUUUAGAAGGAUUAAUAUUUACUUCUAAAUUUUUUACUGUAAAAAAUAAAAUUCCAAUUAAAGGAUACAUUCCUGUAGUUUCAAUGUUUUUUUUUGUAAAUGUUGUAAACAAUCAAGCAUUAAAUUUUCAUGUUCCAGUACCAUUACAUAUUAUUUUUAGAAGUGGAUCACUUUUAUCAACAUUAAUUAUGAAUAGACUUUUAAUGGGACGUAAAUAUUCACUUAAAAAAUAUUUAUCAGUUAUUGCAAUUACUAUUGGAAUUAUUAUUUGUACAUUAUCAACAAAAGUUUCAUCAUCUAAUGAAUCUAAAAAUAAAGAAUCAUCACAAAAACAAACAGAAUUAUUUAUUGGAAUAGUUAUGUUAACAGUUGCUUUAAUUGCUUCAUCAAUAUUAGCUAUAUUUCAAGAAAAACUUUAUAAAACAUAUGGAAAACAUCCUAAUGAAGCUAAAUUUGUAAUUCAUGGUCUUUCAUUACCAAUAUUUUUAUUUAUGUUUAAUGAUAUUACAACUAAUGCAAAAAUUUUAUCAUCUACAGAACCAAUUUAUGGAAUUCCAAAAGCAUGGAUUGAUCUUAUUGGUGCUUGCCUUCUUCAAUACGUUUGUAUAACAUUUGUUUAUAAAUUAAAUUCAGUUACUGAUUCAUUAACAGUAACAUUAGUUGUUACAUUAAGAAAAUUUCUUUCUCUUUUAGUUUCAAUAUUUUGGUUUAAAAAUCCUUUUACAACAAAUCAUUGGAUAGGAGCACUUCUUGUAUUUGGAGGUACAUUAGUAUUUUCAGAAGUUUUAGGAACUAAAAAAGAUGAUAAAAAGAAAAAUUAA
Molecule: messenger RNA, 951 nt
Organism: Strongyloides ratti
Lineage: Eukaryota; Metazoa; Nematoda; Chromadorea; Rhabditida; Strongyloididae
Product: UDP-xylose and UDP-N-acetylglucosamine transporter
Exons: 3
Coding region: 1-951 (316 amino acids)
Biological process (GO): transmembrane transport
Cellular component (GO): endoplasmic reticulum membrane; Golgi membrane
Molecular function (GO): UDP-N-acetylglucosamine transmembrane transporter activity; UDP-xylose transmembrane transporter activity
Source: RefSeq, a predicted model, not a curated record